AUGGCGAGAAGUCCCAGAAAGCAAGAAAGUUCCUCGGUGGUAAGGAAGUCAGCAAGAGGGCCGUGGGGAGGAGCGGAAGAGAAUCAAAAAGUACGAUCUGAUAAAUUCAUAAAGCACAGGUAUCAUCGAGAUAGAAGGUUCAGUAUAAUAUCAGAUGAUGACGAUGAUGAUGAAGAAGUAGAUGAAGAUGAAGAUUAUGAUAAUGAUGACGAUGAUGAUGACGAUGAUGAUGAUUCGGAAGAUGAAGACUAUGUCGAAGGAUCAAGAACAUACACGAAAACACACAAUCGAAAGCCGAAGACCAAUAAUCGUGCUAAAGUGGUACGUGACAUGUAUAAAAUGCCAAAUAACGAGCUGGCAAUAGAAGAUUCAUCAUCGUCUUCUUAUAGCUCAUCAUCUUCUUCAUCGGAUGAUGACGACUAUGAUGAAGAUGUAGAUCUUGUUGCUCUGACUAAGCAAAGAAGAGCACGAGCAAUGAAAGCAGCCAAAAGACUUCGAUAUGGCGAUCGACAGGCAGCACACAAGUAUUUGGGUGGAAAGGGCAUGAAAUCUCGCGAAAAGAUAGCAACCACUAACAAGGAACAAGACCAAGAUGAAGGAAAUGACGAUAAUAGGGUGGAAAAGCAUAAAGUUGAGCACUCAGGUGAUGAGGAUUUACAAGAUAUAGCGAUUCCAGGAGAGGAAAACGAGCUAGAUGACUCAAUUGUGGAUGCAGUGAUUAGUGAAGAGGAAAAGAAGAUGGACAGCGACACUUUAAGCAAUAAAAUAGGAAAUAGUACUGGUAAUAGCGUUGGCGAUGCUUCCGAAGGUGCAAAUUUAAACAGUGACAAGAUAAAGGAGGACGAUUUGAACAUAAUGGAUUUAAGUUUUUCGCAAAAACCAGUCGAUAAAAAACAAUCAUUGGAAAAUCCCGUUCAAGAACUCAACAACGAAGAUCUUGGAGAAGCAGUUGACGAAGCCAUUCCAGAUGUUAGUUCAAAGAUUGCCGAAGAACCGAUUACAUUGGCGGUGCCAAAACUUGGAGAAGAUGAUAUCAACUCGGACUCGGACUAUGACUUCGAUCCAGAAGAACUUAUUCGCACUCUUCAAAAUGAUGAUGAUGAGUUAGAGCUGUUUGGAAAUAGCGAUGAGGAUUACCGGAACGUUUUAGGAGGGGGUUCAGAGAUCCAAGGAUUGGGUAUUCCACCGAUUGUGCCAGAUAAGAAUGCUGGUCCCGGUAAUUAUCUAAUGAAGGAAGAAACACAGGCUAUGCUGAGUGAUGUGAAUGCAUCGCAGUAUGAAAAUGCAAUAAUGAGUGACGAGGAUGAUGAUAGUACUGCAAAGAAGCAUAAAUUGACGGAGGCAGGAGGUGUGGAAGGUAAUAACAGGAGUAACGAAAAUGAAGGAGAGGAAGAAAAUGGUGAUGAUGAUGAUAAUGAUGAUGAUGACGACGAUGAUGACGACGAUGAUGAUGACGAUGAUGAUGACGAUGAUGAUGAUUCAUUUGGCUUGCUUGGAUACAGAGACUUUCUUGACUCAGGAGCUGGCUCAACUCACGCAAGUCUCUAUGUUCCCCAAAGCGAGCUAUUUUCAGAUGGUGGAGAUGACAGUGUAGGUGGUGAGGAGAUCGAUCUUUUUGCUGGUGAUUCGGAUAAGGGCGAUUUAUUUGCCAACAGCAGUAGUUGGUCUGUUACGAGCAGCUCUGAUGAAGAUGAGAACUCAAACCUACUGGACUGCUUCUUUUCGUCAGGUUCAUCAUCAGCAGAUGAGGAAAAUGCUCAAGAUAGAGCACUUGAAGACAGAGUUCAGGCUAAAGAACAGGAGGCACAAACGGAUAGUGAUGAAACAGAUGAAGAUACAACUCUGCCACGCAAAUCGACCAGAAAAAUUGGAAGUAAGAGAGCAAAAGAAGUUCUUUCCUCAUCUUCAAAGAAUUUCCGAGCCCCAAAGCUUGGAACCUUUAUCGUUUCCCGCAACCGGAAGCCAUUCGGUAUUAUCGAUGGCUAUUCGACAAGAUUUUUGUAUCCGAAAGACAACAGACUUUCGAUUUUGAAGGGAACACAUGCAGCAUUGGAUGUCUCCAAGGAAGAUUCGAUGAAUAAUGGAUACUCAUCGGGUGAUCAUGUUAGCGGAAGUGCAUCUUCAAACAACCAGAGAUUGGAAUCCGGAAAAUCGUCAUCAUCAUCUUCUGCACAGGAUGAAUUAAAAGAGCAUACCACAGACAAAAAAGAUCGGACAGUCGCAUUGGACGAUUUAAUUAACAUCAGCGAGUUUGAAGACGAUGAUAUCGAUCAUGAUAACUCUGGAACAAAGUGGGAUUCAUACUUCAAGAAGAGAAGGGUUCCACUUACCGCAUUCAGAACUCGUACUUUAAUGAAUAGUGGAGCUUUGAAGAACGAUAAUUACGAGGAUGCCACACGCAAGUACACUUUUAGAACUACUAAAUUGCCAAGCUCUAGAAGACGUCACCAUCAUCAUCAUCACAAACACAGUGGAAGUCACAUUUCGAGGAAGUUGAGUACGAGUAAAUUGAGAAGAGAGUCAUUUGGAUUGAAAAAGAGUGGAUCAAAGCACUAUGAGGGACUCAAGUUGGGUCUGGCACCUCCAAAGACUGGCAGCCAUGUUUUGUGGCGUACUUAUAACAAUAUUAACAGUGAACAAUUCAUUCCGGAUGGUAUUAAAGAUGCUGUUGUUGUAGAACCAGCAAUGAAAUUGAAACAUAGCACCAAGAAAAGACUCAGAAGGAAAAGCAUGGCAGAAGCACAAGCCAAAGGGUUUAGAGCGACGAAAUCUGGCUUAUUCAAUGAAGACAUGCUCAAAGAUGUGGAAUCAAUGCUGGUGGACAUUGGAGCUGCAGAGGAUUGCAACUUUUUAUUCAGUGCUGAAACCUGA
Brettanomyces bruxellensis is the source of this 2871-nucleotide messenger RNA. RefSeq lists its product as uncharacterized. The transcript has a single exon. Gene Ontology annotation, molecular function: transcription coregulator activity. The record is from RefSeq and is a predicted model, not a curated record. NCBI's taxonomy places the organism in Eukaryota, Fungi, Ascomycota, Pichiomycetes, Pichiales, Pichiaceae. Bases 1 to 2871 code for a protein of 956 amino acids. Gene Ontology annotation, biological process: regulation of ribosomal protein gene transcription by RNA polymerase II.